Molecule: messenger RNA, 1890 nt
Organism: Callithrix jacchus (white-tufted-ear marmoset)
Lineage: Eukaryota; Metazoa; Chordata; Mammalia; Primates; Cebidae
Gene: DRD4
Product: dopamine receptor D4
Biological process (GO): negative regulation of synaptic transmission, glutamatergic; regulation of dopamine secretion; phospholipase C-activating dopamine receptor signaling pathway
Cellular component (GO): plasma membrane
Molecular function (GO): dopamine neurotransmitter receptor activity, coupled via Gi/Go; G protein-coupled receptor activity
Source: RefSeq, a predicted model, not a curated record
GAGCGGGCGUGGAGGGUGCGCGCAAGGCCAGAGCGAGUCCGCGGGGCAGGCGGAGCUUGGGUCUUCCAGCGUCUGGCGAGACCGGCCCGGCCCGGGAAGGACGUUUUCCCAGAAGCCAAGUGAACUGGGCGGGGUGCGCGGGUCGGCGCUGGGUCGAUGCCCGCGUUUAGGGGCCGGGUCUGGCCGCCUCUCCAUCCCUGUCGGGUUAUCGGGGUGCAGACCCGCGCGUCCCCGCCGACCCCGCGGGACAACCACCUCGCUUAAUUCCCGUCCCUUUGGGCCGUCGCAUUCGUCCACCUGCCCGUCUUUCCCUGCGCAUAAUUCCACGAUGAGCAGAUACUGGGCGCGGGCGCACGGUGGAGCGCCGCAGGGACCCCCCACUUCCCCCCGCGCCCCCAGGAGCUGGGUCGGGGGCGGGACCAGGGCCUGGCGGGGCGUGCCCGAGGGGAGGGACUCCCGGGCUGGGUGCCCGGCGCUGUCCGUGGCGCUCAGCGCCCGCGGGGCGCGUGAGGCCCGCACGCCAUGGGGAACCGCAGCGCCGCGGACGCGGGCGGGCUGCUGGCGGGGCGCGGGCCGGGAGCGGGGCUGGCGGGGCCGGGUGCGGCGGCGCUGGUGGGGGGCGUGCUGCUCAUCGGCGCGGUGCUCGCGGGGAACUCGCUCGUGUGCGUGAGCGUGGCCACCGAGCGCGCCCUGCAGACGCCCACCAACUCCUUCAUCGUGAGCCUGGCGGCCGCCGACCUCCUGCUCGCGCUCCUGGUGCUGCCGCUGUUCGUCUACUCUGAGGUGCAGGGCGGCGCGUGGCUGCUGAGCCCUCGCCUGUGCGACGCUCUCAUGGCCAUGGACGUCAUGCUGUGCACCGCUUCCAUCUUCAACCUGUGCGCCAUCAGCGUGGACAGGUUCGUGGCCGUGGCCGUGCCGCUGAGCUACAACCGCCAGGGUGGGAGCCGCCGGCAGCUGCUGCUCAUCGGCGCCACGUGGCUGCUGUCCGCGGCGGUGGCGGCGCCGGUGCUGUGCGGCCUCAAUGACGUGCGCGGCCGCGACCCCGCCGUGUGCCGCCUGGAGGACCGCGACUACGUGGUCUACUCGUCUGUGUGCUCCUUCUUCCUGCCCUGCCCGCUCAUGCUGCUGCUCUACUGGGCCACGUUCCGCGGCCUGCGGCGCUGGGAGGUGACCCGUCGCGCCAAGCUGCACCGCCGCGCGCCACGCCGGCCCAGCUGCCCCCGCCCGCCUUACCCGGCGACCGGCCUCCCCGAGGACCCCUGCGGCCCCGACUGCGCGCCCCCCGCGCCCGGCCUCCACCAGGGCCCCUGCGGCCCGGACUGCGCGCCCCCCGCCCCCGGCCUCCCCCAGAACCCGCGUGGCCCCAUCUGUGCGCCCUACGACAACGUCCAGGCCACUGAGCUCCCACCCCAGACCCCGCCGCAGACCCGCAGGAGGAGGCGUGCCAAGAUCACCGGCCGGGAGCGCAAGGCCAUGAGGGUCCUGCCGGUGGUGGUCGGUGGGUUCCCAUUUUGGGGGACGGCGGGGGGAAAGGAGAGGAGUACAGGGCACAGAGGGCGGGGGGGCGCUGACGCGGCUCUCGGCGCCCCCAGGGGCCUUCCUGCUGUGCUGGACGCCCUUCUUCGUGGUGCACAUCACGCAGGCGCUGUGUCCCGCCUGCUCCGUGCCCCCACGGCUGGUCAGCGCCGUCACUUGGCUGGGCUACGUCAACAGCGCCCUGAACCCCGUCAUCUACACGGUCUUCAACGCCGAGUUCCGCAACGUCUUCCGCAAGGCCCUGCGUGCCUGCUGCUGAGCCGGGCACCGCCCCGCAGGCUGGGCGCCGCGCCCCAGGGACCAAGGAGAUGGGAGGGCGGCUUUGUACGUUAAUUAAACAAAUUCCUUCCCAAA